UCGCAAAGGGAAGGGAGAGCCGAGGCGAAGGAAAACGAGUCCCGGGAGUGCCGGAAAAGGCCGAAGGUUGCCGAGGGGGAGCCGAGGCCUGGCUGAGGGAAGCCGGCGGGGACCGUUGGCCUGAGGUAAAAAAAAGAUCGCCUCAGGAGCGGCGGCGGCGGGAGAAAAGACGGACGACGACGACGACGACGACGGAGAAAGCAAAGCAGCGGCUCGCCAGGCAGCGGAGAGCCGCUUCUCCCCGGGCUGGGCUUCGUCGGCGGCCUCUCGUCGUUUCCAAAUCUCCUCAGGCGGGACGGGCCGAGUCGGCCGAGCGGGCCGGAAAGGGCCGCCGGUGGAGAGAGGGGCGGGAGGGGGGGGGGCGCCUCUCAAGCCGCCCUGUCAGCAGCCCCGAGGGCGGGAUGAAGCCCGCCGAGGCCUAGGAAGCGGGCCGGGGGCCAAGGUGGGCUCCUCCUCCGACCCGGCCCGCAGGCGCGGGACUGUCGGGGGGAGGGGGCGCGCCUGGCUUCGUGGAGGAGGGGGCUCUGCAAGCCCCCUCCCCCUUCCCACCCGCCUAUGUAGGAAUUUGUCUUUUAUUUUGUAUUUUUAUCUCCCUCAAGGUAUGGUGUGAGCUCCCCUUGGAAGGGGCAGCUCCAAAGGGGACCCCGCUGUGCCCCCCACCUCAUUUUUUGACACCCCCCCCUCCCUCUUAAGGAAAAGGCCUGCCUGCCUGCUUUCUUUCCUUUGGGGUGUGUGUGGGUGUUUGGGGGUGGCUGCUUUCCAUUUGGAAAGGUUUGAAAGCCUGCCCCAUAAAGGCUUUUUUUUUUAGGGGUGGGGGGGUUGGCUUCUCAGCACCCAGACCUUGCAGAGAUCCUGGAGGAAAUCCUUUUUUUUUCUUAAAGAGUUGGAGGGAAGAAGCUAGAAAGGCCUCCCCUUUCCUGGUCCCCUGCCCUGAAUAUCUAAAUCAAAGCCCCCCCCCCCCAGUUCUUUUUCUGUUGGUUUUCCUUGGGGUCUUUCUGGAAGGGGAACAGCCCCCCAGCCUGUUGAGGAUUCCUCGCCUAGACCUAUCUGACUGUCUUGGACGCUGUAGAAGCCUGGAGAAGAUCCACCCUGAAUCUCUACAUUAACCACCCCUCUCCUGCACUCCCCCGGUUCCUUUCUGCUGUUUAUCUCUGGGGUUUUUCUGGAAGGGGAACAGCCCCCCAGCCUGUUGAGGACUCCUUGCCAAAUUGAGGACUCUACCUGGCUGUCCUGGAAUGCUCUAAAAGUCUGGAGAAGAUCCUGGGGUUGUGAUGAGGGAACGAAGGGCUGGGAAGGAGGAAUUGAACCGGAGGCACCUUCUUCUUCUUCAUCAUCAUCAUCAUCCUCUUCCUCGGCCGAUUAACUGUCCUUCGACGGAGAUGGGUCUUCCUUGCGAACCGAGGCGAUGUCAGGGGAGCGCAUCAUGGCUGUGACGGCCUUCCUUUCUUGCUGGCAGAAGAUCCCGGUGGCUUUUCCCCGAGCGUCCUGGGAGGUGGAUCUUUUGGAAGAUUGAAAAGAAAAAAAAGAAAAAAAAAGAACAACAAACCUGUGUGGCUUUUAAUUCUACUCUCCGUUGGAAUACGGCUGGAUUCUGAACUUGGGUGUGGAGUGUGGGGAAGUGACAGUCGCGUAAAAAAUUUGCCCGUAAGAUGCAGAUUGGCUAAAGAGUCGUCCUGUUGCCGGGGGCUCCAAUGAGUGGCACACAGUCCGCAAUCACGGACAGGUUUCCCCUCAAAAAACCUACAAGGCAUGGCAGCAUUCUGAGCAGAGAGUCUCCAGCAGACAAGAAGCAGAAGGUUGAGCGCUGCAUUAGUGCCCAUGAUUUUGACCCAACAGAUAGCUCCUCCAGGAAGACAAAGUAUAGCUCAGAGGAGAGUAGAUCCGAGACAUAUGGUCUAGUUCAACGAUGUGUUAUUAUUCAGCGGGAUGAAAAUGGAUUUGGGUUAACAGUCAGUGGUGACAACCCUGUCUUUGUACAGUCUGUCAAAGAAGAUGGAGCAGCCAUGCGGGCUGGGGUUCAAACUGGUGACCGGAUCAUUAAGGUGAAUGGAACUCUGGUAACACAUUCCAAUCAUUUGGAGGUGGUUAAGCUGAUAAAGUCGGGUUCCUAUGUAGCGCUGACUGUGCAGGGGCGCCCACCCGGGUCGCCCCAGAUUCCACUGGCUGAUUCUGAGGUGGACUCAGCUGCCUUUGGGCAUAUGUCUCCCAUCAUGACAUCACCUCACUCCCCUGGAUCCUAUGGAAACACAGAGAGAAUUACCAGUCCAGUGCUGAUGGGGGAGGAAAAUAACAUUGUUCACAACCAGAAAGUAGAGAUUUUGAGGAAGAUGCUGCAGAAAGAACAGGAACGUCUACAGUUCCUGCAGGAAGACUACAACCGUGCUCCGGCUCCCCGACUGCUCAAAGAGAUCCAGGAAGCCAAGAAGCACAUUCCUCAACUGCAGGAGCAGCUGUCCAAAGCAACAGGCUCUGCUCAGGAGGUCGUUUUGUCUUCCAAAUCUAUACCCGAAUCUUUGCAGAUCACCGAGGUGGAAGCUGAGAGGAGGGAUGGACCAAACAGAGGAGACUGUCAUUUUGGGGAUGCCCCCCAGGUGAAUGACACAGCAGAGAGUCCUCGCAGUGUCUUGAAAGAGCAGAGCUAUCUGGAUGACAGCCCAGAGAAGACUGAGACUCAUGAAACAGAUUCUCCAUCCAGCCUUGGAAGCCCUUCCUCUCGUGUGGCACCUCCAAUCAUAGGAGCAGAAGAUGAUGACUUUGAUGGUGAACAAGAACAGAUCAACGGGCAGUGUAGCUGUUUCCAGAAUAUAGAGCUACUGAAAUCACGUCCUGCUCACCUGGCUGUCUUUUUGCAUCACGUCAUCUCCCAGUUUGACCCUGCUUCUUUGCUCUGUUACCUGUUUGCAGACCUGUACAAACAAACAAAUUCCAAAGAGACUCGCCGAGUGUUUGCUGAAUUUAAUCAAUUUUUUCUGGAUCGAGCUGCAAACCUGAAAGUUCCAGUUCCAGAUGAAAUUGCAAGUGAUUUAGAAAAGAGAAGGCUGGAAUUAAUUCCUGAAGAAUUGCACCGCCACUGUAUUCAAGCUAUGCAAGAAAAAGUGUUUCUUGAAGUACAAAAGCACCUUGAAGAUUUUAGACAGAAACGCAGCAUGGGACUCACACUGGCAGAAGGAGAACUGACCCGGCUGGAUGCCGAACGUGUUCGGGACCGGAUGACCUUAGAGAAGGAGAGAGCGUGCGCAGAGCAAAUCCUGACUAAAAUUGAAGACGUGCUGGUGUCCUCUCAGCCUAUAGAAGAGGAUAAGAGUUCAUCUAUACAGUAUGUUGUUCUCACCUACAUGAAGCACCUUGGUGUAAGAGUCAAAGAACCCCGGAACCUAGAUCAGAAACGGGGACGGAUUGGAUUCCUGCCAAAGAUAAAGCAAAGUAUGAAGAAAGAUAAGGAAGGGGAUGAAAAGAAGAGGAGAGUCUUCUCAAAUAUCCUGGGACCUCCAAGGAGGCCGAGCCGCCAUGACAGCUAUGCAAUAGGCAGAGCCAUGGAGAUACAAAAACAACGCCAUCCAAAGCACUUAUCCUCAUCGUCUUCGGUCAGUCCGGAACCACCAGAUUUGGUCAAGAUGCGCCAAAGUGGGAUCAGUGAAGGCAUGGAUUCAGCCUUCCAGCCUGCUAACUUUGUAUCUCCAGCAGCUUCUGGAAUGUUUCUAUCUCAGGAAGGCAGCAAAGAUGGUGAAACAGGGCCAAAACAAGUUGGAGAAACAAUGAAUUCUGGUGAUUCUGUGGAUGGCACACCUUGUACACCUAGCAUCAUAUUUGAUUUUCCAUCUCCUCCCCUGGACCAUUUGCAAGAAGAAGAAGGAGAAGUUGAUAGGUUAGGAGAAUCAGGGACUCCAAAACCUUUCCGCAAGGUGGACAGUGUGAGUGCAGGGGAUGUCCAGAGUGAAGAUGAGCUCUUCGAUUUUGACAUGGAGACCGACCAGCCCAACUGGCAGCAGCUGGUGAGCCGUGAAGUGUUGCUUGGCUUGAAACCAUCUGAAAUUAAACGCCAGGAAGUGAUUAAUGAAUUAUUCUACACUGAACGUGCACAUGUCCGUAAGCUGAAAGUCCUGGACCACUUGUUCUACCAGCGUGUGUCCCGCGAAGGGAUUCUGACAGCUCCCGACCUGCGGAAAAUAUUUUCGAACCUGGAGGAUAUCCUCCAGCUUCAUACUGGACUGAAUGAGCAGAUGAAAGCAGUGAGGAAAAGAAACGAGACAUCUGUAAUUGAUCAAAUUGGAGAAGAUUUGUUAACUUGGUUCAGUGGAGCAGGCGAAGAGAAAUUGAAGCAAGCCACGGCUACCUUCUGUAGCAACCAGCCUUUUGCUCUUGAGGUGAUCAAGUCAAGGCAAAAGAAGGAUUCUCGCUUCCAGAUUUUCGUCCAGGAAGCUGAGAGCAAUCCGCUGUGUCGCCGAUUACAGCUAAAAGAUAUUAUUCCCACUGAGAUGCAACGGCUCACCAAGUAUCCCCUCUUGCUGGAUAAUAUUGCAAAGUACUCAGAGCAACCUUUAGAGAAGGAAAAAGUGAAGAAAGCAGCAGAUCAUUGUCGCCAGAUUCUCAAUUUUGUGAACCAAGCUGUCAAAGAAGCCGAGAACAAGCAGCGUUUGGAGGACUACCAGCGGCGGCUUGAUUUGUCCUACCUGAAGCAGGUGGAGGGCCCUCUGCUGGAUGAAUUCAGGAAUUUAGAUCUAACGAAGAAAAAAAUGAUUCAUGAAGGGCCUCUGACUUGGAAGGUGAAUCGUGACAAAAUGAUUGAUCUCUAUACGUUGCUCUUGGAAGAUAUUCUGGUAUUGUUGCAGAAGCAAGAUGACAGACUGGUGUUGAGAUGUCACAGCAAGAUCCUGGCUAAUACAGCUGAUAGCAAGCACACAUUUAGCCCUGUUAUUAAACUGAACACCGUUUUGGUUCGCCAAGUGGCUACAGAUAAUAAAGCAUUCUUUGUCAUUUCCAUGUCGGAAAAUGGAGCCCAGAUUUAUGAACUGGUGGCACAGACAGUUUCUGAAAAGACGGUAUGGCAAGACCUCAUAGUACAGAUGGCAGGAAACGUCAAAGUUGGAAGAGGCAGAAAUGUAAUUCCAUUGCCACAAUCAGGACCAUGCGAGGAAGACCACGAGGAAGAAGAUGACCAGCCUAAAUUGAAGGAAGAACAGACUAGCCCAGAUAGCAGCAAGCAAAGUCCAGAUAAAGAUUUGGGGCUGAAGACUUCGUCUCCUUCAGUAACCACGUCUGAGAAGUCAGAAGAGGAAGAACUUCUGGAAGCCAACAAGCAGUUUGGAGAAAAACUGCCAGCGGACUUAUUGAUCAAAGAGUCACCCGAACAUUACAGCCAAAGUAGCCCAGAGCUCUCAUUCCAAGCUUCAGAAAAUCGAUGGGCGUUGGAUGCACUAAGAAACCUGGGUUUAUUGAAGAAAUUACUGAUGCAGCAGCUUGGCAUGUCUGAACAAGUGUCCCUUGAAGACUGGCAUCCUUUUUCUGACCACAGAAGAGAUCUGCCAGGGGCCCCUGAGGAGAACAUUGUCAAGAGAGGACUUCAGUUCUCAGAUAACGACGACAAUGCCCUGCCUGGGCCUGGAAGGACACCCACGGGGACAAAAACAAAUGACUUUGAACUUAGUUGUGAUAAAUGGCCUUCAAACGAAUUGGUAUCGCCAGGGGAGGCUGUGUUGCCUAGCGGGCAGUUGAUGGACCCCUUGAGAACAAACCCAGAGCCCCCAGCCAAGGAACUGGAAGGAGGAGCCAGUGCUGCUGAAGAUGGUGGGGAGCACUUUUUUGAUGCUCAGGAAGCUCACACCGAUGAGAACCCAUCAGAAGGCGAUGUGGUAGAUGGGAAAGAGACGGAAGAGGUGCAGCUACGGAUCUCAGGAAAUUAUUUGAUCCUUGAUGGAUAUGGCACAGUACAGGAGAGCUCCACCGACGAAGAGGUAACUUCGCUCGUUCUACAGUGCACUGCAGACAGAAGCACAAUGGACUCUGCCCACCAACAACCCAGGUCUCGGGAUGGCCAGCCAGUUACCGCCAGCUCACCAUUUACAGAGGAAUUGCUAGCCUCCCACUGGCAAGCUGCCAAGGAAUCCAGUUCAGAAGCGUUAAGAACAUCCUUCUCUGUCGAGUCGCGCACCCUGAUGAUGUGUUACAUCCAGAACAUAGAGGCCAGCCUUCAGCAUUUGAAGGAAGUGGAGGAAAACUACGCCGCUCUUCUUCAGCAUAGGCUCUCUGGCUCCAUCACCACAGAUGAGCAUUCAGAUAAAAGUUAAUCCCCUGCUUGCCAGUCUGGAGAUUGGAUGGAACCUUCUGCCUUGAGUCAGCCUCAGCCGGCCUCUGCCUGGACUCUCUUGGCCUUAGGCCUCUUUCAAUGGACCCUUCAGGCGAGGCGGGGGGGGGCAGGGGGGACACUCCACAUAGUGGAGAAGGAGGCAGUUUUUCCUUUGAGGUGUCUGCACUAGCCUUUCAGGGAGAGGGUGGAGUGAUUUUAGUUCCCCUCCUCUUGCUACCAGAAAUUCUUUUUGAUUCCAAACAGAGGAAAAAAGAGGAACAGAAAGAAGAAACCAAAUGUAUAAAGUUCUGGGUGUAGGAUAUAAAAAUGUAUCUAUACAUUAAAAAAAAAAUCAAUGUAUUUAUUUGACUUCAUUCCGUGUACUGAAAGCACACUUUAAUUUGUAUUUUAUUUUGCUUUUUUUAAAAAAAAUGAUAGUGCCAGUUUGCUAGGUUCCCAGCAUCUCUCUUCUUCUCCUGAACCCUUCUUCUGAACUGAGGUGUGUGUGUGUGUGUGUGUGUGUGUGUGUGUGUGAUUUUUCCCCCUGGAUUCUGCCAACAAUGUUCCUCAGGAGGAGUUUUUUGGGGGGAGCGAAAUCUAGCAGCAUGCAGACAGCCUUUCUUCUUGUGCACUUCUGUGUGCACUACAUAGCCAGGGAAGGAUUUCAAACUGGCAACCAAAUUUCUCUUUGGGAAUGCCUUUGUUUUUCCUGUGUUGAAUUAAAGAGAGAUGAGGAUCGGAAUUUGGGAGCUGUGUUCCCUGCUGUGUUCCCUGCCCAGGUACUGGUUUUAUUGUGACUUCCUUUUGAAAGCAAUAACUCGAUAUUUGUAGCCUGGAGCAGGAGUGGAGAUAUUUUGCCAGUUAAGAGAAAACGAUAACAUUUGUCAGAAAUUUCUGAGGCCACCGUGUUUCUAAUGAACUGUGCAGUGUAACUGCUGCAGAAGAUAGCCACUAGGUUGGAAGGUAGGGGCCAGAAUUGUUCAGUAUCCAGAAGUGUGCCUUACUGACUGGUGUGGGUAGUAGACUGAGCGAGACCUAGCUGGGAAUAGUGCUGGGUUGUUUUUUUUUUUUCUUUAUGCAAAAAACGCUCUGAAAUCACACUAGGAACAUCUGCAGUAGAAGAAUCAGGAACAGAUACCACCUCUGGUAUAAUAAUCUCAAUGCGGGGCUGAUAUCCUGAUGGAGCUGGGGCUUUUCAAGCUUUAUAGCAUUGAUGUAGAAAAUGAAGUCCCUGGGUGGGGUUGUCUACUUUGGGUAGUUUGUUUUCAUGCAGGAUACAUCUCACUUGAAAAACCUUUCUCCCUGUACCAGCUGUCCAAUCCUUAGGUCUUUUCUUUUUUUCUGGCAAGCCAGAUCUAAACAUGCCAAAUUCUAGAAAUCCCUUCAAUGUUUUAAAACCAUGCUGAAUGCCCUGUAAAGUGUGGAGUUUCUUCCUUCUUUUUCUUACUUUCAGCAUGAAUAUCGUAGAAUAUGCUCCGUUAAUGAGGGGAAGCAUUUUUUCCCCAUUGCCAGGAAGCCAGAUCCAUUUCCAACUUACAGGGAAGAGCUGUAAGAGCAGGAGCUAUUGUUGAAUUCCCCCCCCCCCACCUUCCCUAAAAUUUCCAGUCAAUUUACUGGUGCAUAUUGAAGGCAGGAAACUUCCUAUUUUAUCUGGGUCGCGAAGUAAUUUGGGUCUGAAGCUACCAAAUACUCAAAAGGAAUUCUUUUCAGUUCCUUGUUAUCAGGGCCAGCCUGCAGAUUCUCAGUUCUAAACUUCUCCCUCCUAAAAUUCCAAGCAAUUCUCCAAGUGGAAAUUUAUGUUCAGAAAAUCAGACCCAGAUUAGAGCUAACCUUGUUUUUUAAAAGUAUUUCCCUAUUUUCAAAGGGGUAAGCAUUUUGGUCACUUCCAGGCGAGAUGGGCAGCAAAGAAGUUUUAACAAAUACGUUUUUCCUUCGGUCCCCGAACCCUGGCAUUUUCACCUUCCUCUGCUUCAGUUCCUCAUCUGUGGAGCCAUAGGAAGUCAGAUCCAGAUGUAGACCUUUCCCUAAAUAUAAGUAGGUGAAGGAGCCCAGAAAUUGGUAAAUUCUUGGGGAGGUUUGGAUGCCACUCCUUACAGACCUUGUGGCAAGACCAGUGUCUGAUCGUCUGCCGUACCUCUGCCACACAGUGCUUCAGCAUCCUGAAAAAAAGAGAGGUGGGGUCAGGAUGCCCAAAGGCUCUGCCAGGCAGCCAAAGGGCCAAAAAUGAAGGCUUGUUUGACCUCUACAGAGGACAGAUCAUUUGCCCCCCCCCCCCCCCCUUCCUGGAGAGUAAAGCAGAGCACUCUGUUCUUGUCUCCUUUUGUGCGUGCACGUGUGUGUGAGUGUGUGUACUUUUGGUCCAGGCUUCUCUAGGCCACCUAUUACACAAUCUCCUGUUAAGGGCAUUAUUAUUUUAUGAUUAAGAAAGAGAAGGUUGUGAGAAACAGGGAUCACCAACUGCUUCCAGCAUCCUAACUGACUAUCGCAGGAGAUGCCUCGAGUCCCUCGCGCGUCUACUGUACAACAGGCCCCGAGCACAGGUCCAUUUUUAUGAAAAGGGUCAACCCUAAAAAUGCACUUUGUGGGAUUCCCAUUGAUGUCGAACUUUUGGAUCCUUGAUGUUCUAGAUCAGCCAUGAGGAAUUCCAGCCAAAGAGACUUUCCCUGAUCUUCCCCACUGGC
Molecule: messenger RNA, 8964 nt
Organism: Pseudonaja textilis
Lineage: Eukaryota; Metazoa; Chordata; Lepidosauria; Squamata; Elapidae
Gene: ARHGEF12
Product: Rho guanine nucleotide exchange factor 12
Biological process (GO): Rho protein signal transduction; G protein-coupled receptor signaling pathway
Cellular component (GO): cytoplasm
Molecular function (GO): G protein-coupled receptor binding; guanyl-nucleotide exchange factor activity
Source: RefSeq, a predicted model, not a curated record